Aspergillus candidus is the source of this 1520-nucleotide messenger RNA. Its product is annotated as ubiquitin-conjugating enzyme E2. The coding region runs from base 90 to 1220 and encodes 376 amino acids. The transcript is spliced from 6 exons. Lineage: Eukaryota; Fungi; Ascomycota; Eurotiomycetes; Eurotiales; Aspergillaceae. The record is from RefSeq and is a predicted model, not a curated record.
GAUGUCCUGGAUACUAAUCAUCGGUUCUCCAACAGUUCGCGAUCAAGUUUGGGAAAGGAUACCCUGCGAGUCCACCCCGUGUCCGCGCCAUGACGACCAACAAAGGGCGGUGCCGGUUCAACCCUAACAUUUAUGCGUCGGGCAAGGUUUGCUUGUCGAUUCUUGGAACCUGGCGCGGCGAACGCGGAGAACAGUGGUCAUCGGCGCAGGGUUUAGAGUCCGUGUUGAUAUCCAUUCAAAGCUUGAUGUCGAGCAAUCCCUACGAAAAUGAGCCUGGAUAUGAUACGGCAAAAUCUGCCACUGAUUUGGAAAAUAUGGACGCUUACGUCGCCAAGAUCCGCCAUGAAACCCUCCGCCUUGCGGUCAUUGAGCCAUUGGAGUUGUCAAUGGGAAUCCUACCAGACGGGACGCUGGCACGUUCAGUCGAAAAGCAUUCCGAAGACGAGAGUGAAGAGGAUGUAAGCUGGGAUGACGACAAAGAACCGUGCGAUCGCUUUCUUGACCUCCGUAAACGACGCUUCUUGUGGUAUUUCGACGCCUACCUACGGACCGUCGAUGCCGCGGAGCCCGGCGUCUCACGCAAUCGCAAGUUUCAGCGGAUGCCGUUCGAAGGCAUCGGCAAUAUCAUGGACGGCCAUUUCGACUAUCCCGAGCUCAGACGGAGACUCAACUUCCUUAGAGAAAAGAUACUCGGCGAAACCCGAAAAUGGCCCACCGAGGGGCUCUUAUCCCAGAAGCAAGAGCUGGGCAUCUCCGCGAACCUCCAGCGCCAGUACGAGCAGAUUGUCGAGGAUUACAAGAAUCAGAAGAAUUUUAUGAUCGCCCUGGACCUUGUCGACGGUAACCCUUUUGAAUGGGGAAUCACGUACUUUGGUCGUCCCAUGACACACCUCGAUGGCGGCAUCUUCAAGAUCAAAAUCUAUCUCAGCCCUCGCUUCCCCGAGGAGCAGCCUCGCGUGUUCAUGGAAACGCCCAUCUUCCAUGUGCGCGUGUCUCGGCUCGGGGUGCUGUGCUAUGUCCCACGGCGCAGCGACGAGAUGCGUUGGCAUAUAGAAGCCAUCCUAGCGACCCUGGAGGAGGACUCCCCGGCUUACGAUCCGCGAGCCAACGUGCGCUCCGAAGCAUCCACAAUGUUUUGGGGCUGUGCAGAGGGCCGACGACGGUACCACCGAGAAUUACGGAAAUCGGUUGAGAAAAGCGUCGAGGAGGCGUUUGCAUGAUAUUUGGUGAAACCAUGCUAGGAUAACUGAUUCGGGCAUUUACCCAAAGUGCGAUGGAAUGCCUGUCACUCGCUCGUUACAGACAUGUUUAUCCCCUUGAUAUCUGAGAUGCUAUUUGCUCAUGGGCUAGUUACGCGUUAAGCGGCCGUCAGACUGUUAUGGUCAUUUUGCGGGUGUUGUGGAGCUUUGGUGUCUCCUAUUUAUUACUCCCACGAGAAAUUAUUCCUAUUCUAUCAUUUCUUUCCCUCUGUCUGAUUUUUUUCGUUCCUGUUUUGGCAAUCGAAUAUUCUAGUAAUAAAC